Messenger RNA from Dentiscutata erythropus, 540 nucleotides. The record is from the annotation of a GenBank genome assembly. Lineage: Eukaryota; Fungi; Glomeromycota; Glomeromycetes; Diversisporales; Gigasporaceae.
AUGAGGGUAUGCAAAAAGGAUGAUAAUAAAAAGGAGAAUGAUGAUAAUGAUAAAAGGAGUAUAAUGGUUUGUUCAAUGAGUUUGGGUGAAAUAUUUAGGGAUGAAGUUAAACUUAAUAACUUACCCGAAACAAAUGGUGAAAUAAAUUCAAUCGAAGAUGUUGGAUCAAAGGAUGAUCUUAAAAUGAAAAUGGUGAUUGGUAAUGAUGUAAUCAACAAUGUAAAAACUGUUGAACAAGCAAUGAAUAGAAUAAUAAUGAUCAAGCCUACAAUUGUAAAUAAUGGAAUGACAUUAAGAAGAGGAAUAAGUUAUGCAAAGCUGAUCAGAUAUGAUCAUGAAGCUAAAUCUGGGGGGAAUCGACUGAAAGCGCAAAAAUCUUGUAGUAAUGUAAAUUCUGAAUGGAUAUUGAACUUGUUGGAUCAAGUUAGAAAAAGAAGAUUCUACGAUUGUAUAUAUUUAAAUUAUAUGAUCGGCUGCGAUGGUGUGAAGCAUGCGAUAUUUGGAAAUCGAAUCGACAUGUGUUUGGGCUUAAAACAUUAG